AUGCGCCCACUCACUCGACUUCGGCCAUCCCUCUUCGCGAGGCCUGUGCUUACUAGAGCUUUGCAAUUACAGACUACAAGACCGCAAUGGCUAUCCACAUCAGCAAUUCGCCGCUGUUCAUGCGGUGACGCCGCCAACAAGGUCGAAUCCAUACCUCCUAACGAUCACCGAGCUCUAGGAACCACUCAAGAGCUCUUCACCUCCUCCGUCUACAGUCCUGGCUCUCCCCUGUUCCUCCCCAACGGCACACACGUCAUCAACAAGCUUAUCACCUUUCUCCGAACCCAAUACCUACAGUACGGCUUCCGCGAGGUGCUAACUCCAUCCAUCUACAAACGAUCACUAUGGGAAGUGUCGGGCCACUGGCAAAAUUACAAAGAUGAUAUGUAUGAGGUGACAGGUCGCGGCGCGAGGGGUGAGACAGACGGUGAGCUGGGAGAAGAUGAGUCUUACGGUCUCAAACCAAUGAACUGCCCUGGCCACUGUCUGCUCUUCAAGUCACAGAACCAUUCUUACCGCGAAUUGCCCGUGCGCUACGCGGAUUUCAGCCCGCUCCACCGAAAUGAAGUCUCGGGCUCCUUGACUGGUCUAACUCGUGUGCGUCGGUUCCACCAGGAUGAUGGCCACAUCUUCUGCCGACCGCAGCAGAUCAAGUCGGAAAUCGCGUCAGCAUUGGGAUUUGUCGAGAUGGCCAUGAACACCUUUGGAUUGGGUCCGUACAGAUUGGUACUUUCGACCCGUCCUGAAACGGAUUAUAUCGGAACGUUGGAGAUGUGGGAUAACGCGGAGAAUCAAUUGCGCCAGGCCUUGGACAGCACCGGGCGCGAAUGGGCGUUGAAUGAAGGCGACGGUGCUUUCUAUGGUCCCAAGAUUGAUAUCCAGCUUCAAGACCAGGCGGGCAAGUUCCACCAACUGUCGACUAUCCAGCUGGAUAUGAAUUUGCCUCAGCGAUUUGGUCUGGAAUACCAGGUUGCUGAGGGCGAGGAGGACUAUAACCCGGCCACGCCAGGAGUUGCAACCCCUGUCUUGGUGCACCGGGCUAUUUUCGGCUCCCUCGAGCGAUUCCUGGCGUUGUUAAUGGAGGAACACGGUGGUCAUUGGCCAUUCUGGCUAUCUCCGCGCCAGGGAAUUAUCCUGACAGUCAAUCAGGAUGACGCCGUGGUGAAACAAGCACAAAAAGCGGCAGCCAAAUCCUCUGGUUUCCAAGUCCUCGAGAAUGAUAGCUCUGAGCCGCCACGUCCGUUAUCAUCACUUGAUUCCACUUUCCUAAUGGAUGUUGAUACUAGCGCUCAGACACUGGGCAAGAAGAUCCAGCGCGCCAAGCAAAUGAAGUAUAACCUUAUCUUUAUUCUGGGUUCGCGCGAUCUGGCUGAUGGUGGUAUCACGGUCGACAUUACCGGGCAGAUGAAGAGCAAGACUGAUGCAGACGGGCAGAAGUUCCAAUCUCUAAUCCAGUCCCAGCUUGGUGAAGGUGCUCUGCAGAACCCUAGGGCUGUGAAGCUCAAGUUGGAUGAGGUGCAUCCUUUACUGGUUCAAUUCGAGAAGAACUUCCUGUGA
Molecule: messenger RNA, 1557 nt
Organism: Penicillium pulvis
Lineage: Eukaryota; Fungi; Ascomycota; Eurotiomycetes; Eurotiales; Aspergillaceae
Product: threonine--tRNA ligase MST1
Exons: 1
Coding region: 1-1557 (518 amino acids)
Biological process (GO): threonyl-tRNA aminoacylation
Cellular component (GO): cytoplasm
Molecular function (GO): ATP binding; threonine-tRNA ligase activity
Source: RefSeq, a predicted model, not a curated record